CUUCAAGGCCUGUGGAGGCCAGUAGCAACCAGCUCAUCACACAGAAGUACAAGGUGUACUUCCACCACGAGAACAUUUUGGCUGUUUCAUCUUCAUCACUAGUUACAAUAUUGGAGCUUUUCAAGAAAAGCUAUGGCCUCAACCACUAGCACCCAGAAGAUGCGGGAGGAAGCCACCUGCUCCAUCUGCCUGAACCUGAUGACUAACCCAAUGAGCAUCACCUGUGGACACAGCUACUGCUACUUGUGUAUAAUGGACUUCUUUAAGAACGCAGGCUCUAAGCAAGUGAGGCUGAAGAUUUGCUGUCCCCAGUGUAGGAUCCCAUUUCAUAUGAAUAGCCUUCGACCCAACAGGCAACUGGGAAACCUCAUUGAAGCCAUCAAAGAAGUGGAUAAUGAAAUGUCAUGUGAGGAACAUGGAGAGCAACUCCACCUGUUCUGUGAAGAUGAGGGGCAGCUCAUCUGCUGGCGCUGUGAGCGGACACCACAGCACAAAGGGCACACCACAGGUCUUGUUGAAGACGUAUGCCAGGGGUACAAGGAAAAACUCCAGAAAGCUAUGACAAAAUUGAAGCAACUUGAAGAGGAAUGUAUGGAGCAGAUGAUGUUCACAACAAUGCAUACAACUGAAUGGAAAGAGAAGAUACAAAUUCAGAGACAAAAAAUCCAGUCUGACUUUAAGAAUCUCCAGAGUUUCCUACAAGAAGAAGAAAAGUCUUACCUCUGGAGGCUAGAGAAAGAAGAAGAGCAGGUUCUGAGGAAACUGAGGGACCGUGAGACCACUCUGGUACAGAAGAGUCAGGAACUCAAAAGCCACAUCCUGGAACUGGAGAAAAAAUGUCAGGGUUCAGCCCAGAAAUUGCUACAGAAUGUGAAUGACACUUUAAGCAGGAGUUGGGCUGUGAAGCUGGAGGUACCAGAGCCCUUCGCCUUGGAGCUUCAUACGAUGUGCAGUGUGUCUGAGCUUUACUUUGAUGUUAAGAAAAUGUUAAGGAAUUAUCAAGUCAGUGUGACUCUGGAUCCAGAAACAGCUCAUCAUGAACUAGUUCUGUCUGAAGAUAGGAGACAAGUGACUCGUGGAUACCCCCAGGGAAAUCUUGAUCCUUCUUCUAGGAGAUUCAAUGCCUUCCACUGUGUUCUAGGUUGUGAAGGCUUCACCUCAGGAAGACACUACUUUGAAGUGGAUGUUGGAGAAGGAACUGGGUGGGUUUUAGGAGUUUGUUUGGAAACUGUGCAGAGGGGCUCUGACAUGAAGCAGGAGCCUCAAUCUGGAUUCUGGACACUCGGGCUGUGCAAAAACAGAGGCUAUAUAGCACUGACCUCUCCCUCAACUUCCCUUCAUCUGAGCGAGCAGCCCCUGGUUGUGGGAGUUUUCCUGGACUAUGAGGCUGGAAUUGUGUCCUUUUACAAUAUGACUACUGGCUUCCAUAUCUUCACCUUCCCGAAGGCUUCCUUCUCUGAUAUUCUCCGACCCUAUUUCCAGGUUUAUCCAUACUCUCCUUUGUUCCUUCCUCUCCCAGAUGAGUAAGGAAAGAAACAAAGUCUCCUUCUUGGUUUAACCAGUACAGAGAAUAUAAUGUAAAUGACACAAGGGCAGA
This is a messenger RNA of Carlito syrichta (Philippine tarsier), 1597 nucleotides long. RefSeq names its product tripartite motif containing 38 (gene TRIM38). The record is from RefSeq and is a predicted model, not a curated record. The transcript is spliced from 6 exons. Gene Ontology annotation, molecular function: zinc ion binding; protein binding. NCBI's taxonomy places the organism in Eukaryota, Metazoa, Chordata, Mammalia, Primates, Tarsiidae. The coding region runs from base 133 to 1527 and encodes 464 amino acids.